AAAAGAGAGAGAAGCAGAGUGUUGCAGUCCUCAAAUAUAGAGACGAAACAUCCAAAUCCUUCAAACUCUCUUUCUCUCUCACAGCUUCAAGACUUCACUGGAAUCGCCACCAUUGUCCCUACGCUCCUCCCCUAUAAGGGUCUUGUCUCACGAGGCUCUCUCUCAAAAACCAAUAAAGAUGCGGUUGCUAGUUGAAGAAGUAACUUCACCAUUGUCCCCUGCUUCAACUCCAGCAUGUAACUCCCAUAGUUGCAGAUGGAAGCCUUACUCCAACUCUAGUGACUUCACAGCCAACGCAUCAGUUCUUCUCAUCCUUGUCUUCUCAGCUCUCAUCUGUGCUCUCUCCCUCUACACUGCAAUCCGUUGCUUUCUCCGGCCAGCCCUCGAGACUAACGACGACCACAAGCCUGAACCUGAGACAGUUGCUUCAUCCGCUGCACCAACUCCUACGCUUGUCUACUCCUCCGACCUUGAGCUUGCAGGAGCUGAAGCAGAGUGUGCCAUAUGCUUGUCGGAAUUCGAACAAGGAGAGAGCAUCCAAGUGCUAGAGAAAUGUCAGCAUGGUUUCCAUGUCAAGUGUAUCCACAAAUGGCUCUCUUCCCGCUCUUCCUGUCCCACUUGCCGAACUUCUAUCUUCUCACAACCCUUGGAAACUCCUCCAAACCAGAUCAAUGCUUAGAGCUUUUUUUUUUCUUUUUACAAAGCUUAGAGUUGUAUCAUGUUUCGCUUGAGAAUACCCUGUUUAUGUUCUGUAUUAUUAGGUAACACAGACCAACAAAAGUAUUUACUAGUACUUGUAUUAAA
This is a messenger RNA of Capsella rubella, 804 nucleotides long. Its product is annotated as RING-H2 finger protein ATL79. The coding region runs from base 179 to 679 and encodes 166 amino acids. The transcript has a single exon. Gene Ontology annotation, biological process: protein ubiquitination. The record is from RefSeq and is a predicted model, not a curated record. NCBI's taxonomy places the organism in Eukaryota, Viridiplantae, Streptophyta, Magnoliopsida, Brassicales, Brassicaceae. Gene Ontology annotation, molecular function: transferase activity.